Messenger RNA from Asparagus officinalis (garden asparagus), 1196 nucleotides. Its product is annotated as protein UPSTREAM OF FLC. NCBI's taxonomy places the organism in Eukaryota, Viridiplantae, Streptophyta, Magnoliopsida, Asparagales, Asparagaceae. The record is from RefSeq and is a predicted model, not a curated record. The transcript has 5 exons. The coding region runs from base 124 to 1098 and encodes 324 amino acids.
UAUUAUCUCUGCAGAAAUCGCCAUCUUGAGCACCCUCACUUCAUUGAAGUUCCCAUUUCAUCUCACGAGGUGCUUUACCUCAGAGAUGUGAUCAAGCGCCUGAUUGAGCUGAGAGGAAAAGGGAUGCCUUCUAUGUACUCCUGGUCCUGUAAGAGGAGUUAUAAGAAUGGAUUUGUGUGGCAUGAUCUCUCUGAAGAUGAUCUGAUACUUCCAGUUCAUGGCAAUGAGUAUGUCCUCAAGGGCUCUGAGCUCUUGGAUCAAUCUCCUCCAGAUCGAACUCAUAAUGCAACUAUCAACCCAAAAGCUCAGUACCUAAAGGCCCCUCAAUCAGAAACACCCGCCUCCUCCAAAACCCUAGAAGCUUCCUCCUCUUCCCCUCCUCCAACUGUGAUUAAAGAAUCAAAACCUCCAUCUCCACCAAAUCAGGAAGACGAUCGAUCUCCUACAUGGCCUCCUUCGUGUGAAUUUGGCUCACCCGGGCCAUCGGAGUUCAGGGUUUACAAGCCCACUGGUGCUGCUGAUGCUUCCACUCAAACUGACGAUGGCGGAAAAAAGAAAGCUCGUGAAAAAACUCAGAGUACUUGCACUCGUGGAGUCUCGACUGAUGAUAGCCCCCCUGUUGAUAUUGAGCUCGAAGAUGGUCGACAAGACCCAACUUCGAGUGCUUCUUCCUCUGGUGGAAAGGUGGAAACUUUGGAAUCUUUGAUUCGUGCAGAUGCGAGGAAAAUGAAUAGCUUUAGGGUUCUUGAGGAGGAGGAGGUCUUUGCGCCCACUGGACCUAAAUUGAGGGCUACUAAUGUAUUGAUUCAGCUUAUUACUUGUGGAUCGCUUUCAGUUAAGGAUCACCAUAGUUUUGGGCUUGUUCCUACCUAUAGACCGAGGUUUUCCCAAAUGAAAUUUCCAUCACCGAUGUUUGCUGGUUCGAUGAUGUUAGGUGAGCUUGAUUGUUUAUCUGAGAAUCCAAGGUUAAUGGGGUUGAGGAUUGAGGAUAAGGAGUACUUCAGUGGGAGCUUGAUUGAGACCAAGAAACACAAGGAAGAAGUAGGGGAAGUUGUGGCUACACUUAAGCGCUCAUCUUCCUACAAUGCAGACAGCUAAUGUAGGGGAUGCAAAUCACCAGAUUCCAAAUAUGACAAAGACAAGCCAAUGGAUUCCUCACGCUCAAAAUGCCUUCCUCGAACAAUAAAGAUUGGAAC